AUGGAGAAAUACAAGGUUGCAAUUAUGUUGCUUUGGGCAUUUUUUGUUGCAGGAGCAAUAUCACUUUCAGAAACUGAAAUUGAAGCCAAAUUGAAACUCCAUAACAGGCCUGCAGUGAAAACCAUCAAGAGUGAAAAUGGAGAUAUUAUUGAUUGCGUCGACAUUUAUAAACAACCUGCUUUUGACCAUCCUGUCUUAAAAAACCACACAAUUCAGAAAAUACCCACAUUUUUUAAAAAAUCACAACAUUCAAGCAUAAAAUACACUUCCAAAAACAACUUUAAGUUGUCUCAGACAUGGCAUAAAAGUGGAAGGUGUCCAAAAGGAACUGUCCCCAUUCGAAGAAUUCAAAAGCAAGAUUUAUUGAGAGCUGCUACGCUAGACCGCUUUGGAUUAAAACAGUCAUCAUCGUUUGUGAAUUCAAAAAACACCACAAUCUCGAAUUUCUCCAAACUCAGUGGUUCCUCCAACGUUGUUUCAGAAGAUCAUUCGGGAGUACAUCUUGCAACAUCAGGAUCAAAUUUUAUUGGUGCAGAAGCAGAUAUUAAUGUUUGGAAUCCAAAAGUUGACCUACCAGAUGAUUCCACCACAGCUCAAAUUUGGCUGAAGGCUGGAAAUGGUAAUGAGUUUGAAAGCAUUGAAGCAGGCUGGAUGGUGAAUCCAGGGUUAUAUGGCAACCAUGACACUAGACUAUUUAGUUACUGGACGACAGAUUCAUAUAAAUCAACAGGAUGUUUUGAUCUCACUUGCUCUGGAUUUGUGCAAACAUCCAAUACAGUUGCUCUUGGUGGUGGCAUAAACCCCAUAUCAUCUGACUCUGGCACACAAUAUGAAUUAAAUAUUGGAAUAUACUUGGAUGAGGUAGGGCAUUGGUGGCUUAAAGAGAAUCAUGACAUACCUAUAGGUUAUUGGCCUGUUGAAUUAUUUACCUCUUUGAAACAUAGUGCCACAUUGGUUCAAUGGGGUGGACAAGUUUUCAGCUCACAAGUCAAGAAAUCUCCCCACACAAAAACACAGAUGGGUAGUGGACAUUUGGCAGAUGAAAAAUAUGGUCAUGCAUGUUAUAUGCGUAAUAUAAGGAUUAAGGAUAAUUCACUUAUGCUUAAAUAUCCAGAAUCUAUAAAUGUAGCUUCUCAAGAACCUAAUUGUUAUAGUGCUUUUAAUGAUGAAGAUGUACAAGAACCAACCUUUUAUUUUGGAGGACCUGGACAAAGUUCCCCCUCUUGUCCUUGA
Messenger RNA from Medicago truncatula (barrel medic), 1233 nucleotides. RefSeq lists its product as uncharacterized. The record is from RefSeq and is a predicted model, not a curated record. NCBI's taxonomy places the organism in Eukaryota, Viridiplantae, Streptophyta, Magnoliopsida, Fabales, Fabaceae. Bases 1 to 1233 code for a protein of 410 amino acids. The transcript has 7 exons.